This is a messenger RNA of Setaria italica (foxtail millet), 1341 nucleotides long. RefSeq names its product glutathione S-transferase T3-like. The record is from RefSeq and is a predicted model, not a curated record. Bases 112 to 666 code for a protein of 184 amino acids. NCBI's taxonomy places the organism in Eukaryota, Viridiplantae, Streptophyta, Magnoliopsida, Poales, Poaceae. The transcript has 2 exons.
AAAUCCAACACCUCCUGGUGGCUUCACAAUUUUUUCCAGCCUCAUUUGUCUCAGAAUUUUCAUUUUGUGGGGGGUCAUGCUCAGUUUGCUCCAUUCAAGCCACCGCGCACUAUGGAAGAUACACCAUCAGAAGAAGAAAUAGGCACUCCUCUUUCCACAACUAAGAAAAAUAAGUAUGUGACUGUUGACAGCGGGGAUGACUUUGAGUUACCUAGGACUGAGAAGCGAAUCCUUUGGGCACAAGAAGAAGAUGUCAGGCUGAUGAGCUCAUGGCUGCAUAAUUCAACGGACUCAAGCAUCGGCGCUGAUAGGAAGAAUGAACAAUAUUGGUAUGAUGUUGCUGACACCUACAAUGAGACUACCCCAAGUCAUAGGAGAAGAAAUGCUAAGCAAGCGAAGGACCGUUGGCAUAAGGUUAAUAAGUGGACUGAUCUCUUCCAUGGUGCUUGGUUGAAGGCUCGAAGGGUUUUUAUUAGUGGGUAUAAUGAUCAAAUGUGGAUUGAUAAGGCCCAUGUUUUCUACGUAGAAGAAAACAAAAAGCUCAAGCUGGGGCAUUUUGUUUUGAUGGAUGUAUGGUACACUGUCCAAAAUGAGGCAAAGUGGAUAACAUACAACAAUGAGUUGAAACAAGCACGCAAAAGGAAGAGUUCAGAUAAGGAUAAUUAAGGAGAGGACAUGGACAAUGCAGACCUGGAGGAUCUGGAAGAAAUUCCAAGGCCAAUGGGGAAAAAAAAAGCUAAAAAGGCAGCACUUGAAAAGAAAGCUAAAAAUGCCAACAAGGACAUUUACUACAGAUCUUGAGGAGAUGAAUACAUUUGGUAAAAUUCAGACUGAUGAACAUGCAAACCGGCUGAAGGUAUUGGAAGUACAAAAGAAGCUAUCAUCCGAGAAGAUUGAACAAGCAAAGCUUGCCCACCUAGCAGCAAAGGAGCAAAAGGAGGCUGCAGAGGUGCAAAGGGAGGCAAGAAAAUAUGAGUCGAAGCUAGAAUGUUUGAGACAUAUAACCGCCUCCUCGCUCUAGAUGUAGCAUUGACGUCCGGUGAUGAAAAGUUAGAGCAUGCAAAUACAAUGAAGUGUUUGAAGAAGAAAUUAUUUUCUGAUUGCAACUGAGAUUAGUGUUCCAUUUUAUGGUUUCUGUUGUGCUGCACUGCUGCCAUUUGAAAUAGUUGAUUGACUGUGCUGGGUUGCUUGCAGGUGCUGUUCACAUUGCUGUCCAUGGUGAACUGUGAUGAAAAACUGUGCCAUCUCUUGCAGUUUCUGUUAACUGUGAAAACUGUGAACUGUUUUUUUUGCUUCUGUGAACUACAGUUUGCUUCAUUAAUGGUGAAUUCUGUUAGUCAA